AGGAGGAAGAAAGUAGUUAGCAUCUGAUCUGAAACACCACAAUGUGGCAGUACAUGGCACACAUUGAUGAGUGGAAACCAGUGAUCGCAAUGCUGUUCUUUGACCUCAUAUCUGCUGUGACAACAGCCCUGCUCAAGAAGGCGCUAGCAGAGGGGCUUGAUCGCCUUGUGCUCAUCACGCUGCGGCAACUAGUUGCCACAAUCUUCCUUGCACCGAUUGCAUAUUUCAAAGAACGAGGUAAAAGACCUAAGCUCACACUGGAGAUCCUUGUGUACCUCUUCUUCAGUGCAGCACUUGGCGCUGCGCUAUCUCAGUACACAUUCUUCUAUGGGUUGCAGUACACGACCGCAACAUUCGCCAUAACUUUCACCAACAUGUCCCCUGUGAUCACCUUCCUCAUUGCUGCACUCCUAAGGGUGGAGUCACUGAACAUGAAGAACAAGGCAGGAGCUGCAAAGAUCACCGGGACACUCAUGUCGUUCGCCGGCGUCAUGCUGCUUACACUCUACAAGGGUGUGGCCUUGACACACCAAGCAGUGAGCUCAGAUCAGCACCAUGCAGUGAUAGCAGAGCCCAGCAAGAAGAGCUGGACACUGGGCACUGUAGCAUUACUGGCAAACUGCCUUUGCUUCUCCUUCUGGCUUCUGCUGCAGACCAAGCUUACCAAGAAGUACCCAGCACUCUACUCCAGUACUGCAUACAUGUUCUUAAUCAGCUCCCUGCAAGGUGGGGCCCUGACAGCAGCGAUACAAAGGCGAGCAUCAGUGUGGGCUCUCACAAGGACAGUGGAGAUUGUUGCAGUUCUAUAUACGGGAAUUAUGGGGUCUGGAGUAGGCUACGUACUGAUGACAUGGUGUGUCGAAAAGAGAGGUCCCGUGUUCACUUCAGCCUUUAUUCCCAUCAUCCAGAUCAUGGUUGCCAUUAUUGAUUUCUUCUUUCUACAUGAGAACAUCUACCUUGGAAGUGUGGUUGGAUCCAUAUUGAUGAUCCUGGGCCUCUAUAUUCUUCUGUGGGGAAAGAACAGGGAUGCAUCUGCCAAAGAAGCCAAAGAAGAGGAAGAGGACAAGGAGAAGCAAGUCAAAUCAUUAGGACCAAACUAGGGGAUGCACAAUUUGGGUUAAUUGUAGAAUAUGACUUAGUUCAUCCCCCCCUACUACUAGUAGUGUUGGUAUUGUAGUUCCUUUUUUAAAAAUUUGGAAACAUGAUCUAUUCUCCCAAUCACCACAGCUAUGUUUAAUUAUGUAACCUGUCAAUUGGAAAUAACAAGUAUUAAUUUUAUGCUAAUGUAACCCAGUGUAUAUCGGCAAUGUGUUAUUAAAGGAUGAGGUUGUUAGAUAACGGCCACAUAAGUUGCUUGCAUUUCAACACGUCAAAACA
Messenger RNA from Oryza brachyantha (malo sina), 1377 nucleotides. RefSeq names its product WAT1-related protein At3g30340-like. Gene Ontology annotation, molecular function: transmembrane transporter activity. Lineage: Eukaryota; Viridiplantae; Streptophyta; Magnoliopsida; Poales; Poaceae. The record is from RefSeq and is a predicted model, not a curated record. Gene Ontology annotation, cellular component: plasma membrane. The transcript has 6 exons. The coding region runs from base 42 to 1100 and encodes 352 amino acids.